AUGAGCACGGGGCAGGGAGAUUACGCUGGCCAAAAGCCCGUCGGGGGCGGUGGCGGUCUAUGGAGGGAAGGGUCUUGCUGCCAACGGGGUCCCCACGCACCCCGCGGCAGGAGCCCCAGGGCUGGUCCCACCACAACCGUGUCUCCUCAGGCUCGGCCUCGGGAGGCAGCGGCAGACGGCGGCCCCGACAAAGCGCUGGCGUUUUUCCACCACCCCGUCAGGCUGCUGUGGCCCAGAUCCAAGUCCUUUGACUAUCUGUAUGCCGUGGGGGAGAAGCUGCUGCAGAACUUCCCCGUGCAGGCAACCCUCUGCCUCUACGAAGACUCGGGCAGUGAGGAGGAUGAAGAAGAGGAGGAUGAAGAGGAGGAGGAAGAAGAGGAGGAAGAGGCAGGGGCCAUGCCUGCAGGCUCCCCGCCGCAUGCAGGCAGUGCUGCCAGGCCGGCGUGA
This is a messenger RNA of Pezoporus flaviventris, 447 nucleotides long. RefSeq names its product ripply transcriptional repressor 1 (gene RIPPLY1). Gene Ontology annotation, cellular component: nucleus. The coding region runs from base 1 to 447 and encodes 148 amino acids. Gene Ontology annotation, biological process: negative regulation of transcription by RNA polymerase II; embryonic pattern specification. The record is from RefSeq and is a predicted model, not a curated record. The transcript is spliced from 3 exons. NCBI's taxonomy places the organism in Eukaryota, Metazoa, Chordata, Aves, Psittaciformes, Psittacidae.